GCAAGCAGCCGGUAGCGAGGACGAUCAAGGAAGCGAACACUCCCCCCGCAUAAUACCGGUUUCAUAAUACUAUCAUAAUGCUAUCAUAUCACCACAAAGAAGUGGAAAGGGAAAAAAAAUGGAUGCUCUGUCAAUGAUCCGUAAUCUUCGCUCCAAUUAUUCGGGCGUAGAGAGUGGUAGAAGGGAUUCCGCCACAGAUGUUUACCGCGUCGGCAACUUUUGUGGGUGCUCGACCGGUCCCACAUAAAGGGGCUGAUCGGGGGUGUGCGUGUGUGUGUCCCAAGCUUACGAAUAAUUACGAUAUCGCCGGAGAAGCUUAGAGGUCCCGCAACCAAGAGGUGAGUUCCACCAACACCACCACCGGAAGCCGAAGGAAGAGGAAAAAAAAAAAAGUCAGCGAUUACGGAGAAAAUGGACCCAGGGUUUGGGUUACUGUGGGGUAUUAUGGAAUUAUGAGGAUAUUGUACGAUGGCAUCUUCUGGUGGCAUCUUGAAGCUUUUCUUUUCUUUCCCUUUGGAUAUAUAAAGGAUUAUGUCCCGGUGCGGUUCUCUCACUUCUUUUAAAAUAAGAUGCAAAUAACUGCUUUCUUUGCUGUCCUACUCAGUAUUCUCCUCGCCUAUUUCUACUCAACUUCCAGCGAAUCUCUGCGCGAGGUUUUGGCUUCCUUGGUCAAGCUUGGUGGUCCGGCAAAUACGGAUAGUCUCGUUUCCUCCGUGGUCACUGGUCCUAUGACGACGACGAUUUCUUCGCUGGUUAACAAAGCCACCGUAACUGCAGCUUCUUCUUCUCCUCCAUCCUCGGAGGAAGGUACAAUCCUCGCACCAAUAGUCCUCCCGGAAGAAAUGAUUGUCGCGCGCACGAUUGCGAAGGCCUUCAAGGCGAUCGAGAAGGCCGAAGGCGCCGGCGCAAAGGUUCGCAGAUCGGUCGGUACCAGUCAAUUGAAGAACUUUAGUCCCUUCUUGAUGCUCGAUCAUUUCUCGGUUGGAUCUGAAGCGGGGUUUCCGGAUCAUCCGCAUCGCGGUCAAGAAACAAUAACCUACCUUCUACAUGGCAGCAUCGACCACGAAGACUUCGCCGGGCACAAGGGCACGAUCCACCCGGGGGAUCUACAAUUCAUGACGGCCGGAAGAGGUAUCAUGCACGCAGAGAUGCCAGGCAAGAAUGGCGACGGGUCACCCAACGUGGGACUGCAACUCUGGGUGGACCUGCCCAAGCACCUGAAGUUCUGCGAGCCCCGCUACCGCGACCUCGCCGCCAAGGAGAUACCCACCGUCACUACGGAUAACGAGAAGGUCUUCAUCAAGAUCAUCUCCGGCACUUCUCAUGGCGUGGACUCGGUCCGCGACCUGGCGUACACGCCCGUGUGGAUCUUGGACGUUACCAUGAAGCCUGGCGCGAGGCUCGAGCAGCAAUUGCCAAAGGGCUGGAAUGCGUUCGCGUACACGUUGAAGGGUAAAGCCGCUUUCGGAGCCAACGGCGAAAAGAGGGUUGGGGAAUUCUACAAUGUUGUGUUCGAGCAGGAGGGCGAUGGAGUCUUCGCUGCUACGGACGACAACGCAGAGGAGGAUGCGCACUUUAUCAUCAUCGCAGGGCAACCCCUCGAUCAGCCAGUCAUCCAAUACGGACCCUUCGUCCUCAACACUGAAGAGCAGGUCUACCAGGCCAUGCUUGACUACCAGACUCACAGCAAUGGCUUCGAGAGGGCCAAGCAUUGGCAGUCGGAAAUUGGGAAGAGGAUGACGGGUCGUUAAACCCCCCCAUUCCUAGGAUAGCAUAAUGCAACUUUAGAAACCUUCUCCUCCUUUUCCUGCUUUAUUCGCUGGUGUUUUUUCGUUUGUUUAUUGAUUGGCAUGAGUGGGGGGGGGGGUGGAAAUUCUUUUAUCCGCCCUCUUGUUUUUCUUCUUCCUUUCUCUGUGGGUUUCCUUUAACUACUACUGGGUUUCGUGGUACCAUAGAACGCAAAUAAAUUCCGUAAAGGCUUAUCACUUCCG
Molecule: messenger RNA, 1991 nt
Organism: Tuber melanosporum (Perigord truffle)
Lineage: Eukaryota; Fungi; Ascomycota; Pezizomycetes; Pezizales; Tuberaceae
Exons: 3
Coding region: 843-1751 (302 amino acids)
Source: RefSeq, a predicted model, not a curated record